AUGAAAGCCAUUGAGCAGCGUUAUCUUCGUGAGCUGAUGCUCGUCAUCACUCCGACAAACGAAGAUUUGCUUGACGCCAUUGAAAUGUACACUUGGAGAAUGCGCUACGAUGUGGACGGUGAACCACAAGCAGAAUUGCGGCAAGGGUUACAGUACUUGAAAAGGCAGACAAUAGAGCUUCUGCUUUUGCUGAGAGUAUUAUGUCGAGACACGCUGACUCCACUGCCAGCUGGCCCCUCAUCUAUGAUACGCAUAACAUACACUGACAGAACUCCAAAGGGCUAUCAGGCACCAGGCUUUUACCGUUCUCCCGAAGAUCCUGUUCUACGGCCAGAGCCUCGGCAUCUGGAACGUGCAACACUGCAAACCAAAUACCACGGGAAAGCAACUGAUCACGUCGAUGAAAACGCCAUGAAAAUGAGGCUCAAGAAGGUACUGCAACUGCCUUAUCCUGAUGACUCUCUAAAUGACGCAUUUGAUGAAAUGGGUGCAGGUGAUGAAGCGCAUCGAUCUGUCAACAAUGACACUAUCGAGUGCAUCAGUGAGACAGCACUACAACAGUGCGAAAGUGUGGAAAUUGCUCGAGAGGAGGUUGGGAUUGCUGAUGAAACUAGCAGUCGUUCAUCGCCCAGAAUUCCUGAUUCGGUGUCCAGCAAUUCACCUAGAUUGAGUGUCGCAGCGGAACGUGGUUCGGUUGCAGACUUGAACAUUUCCGGCAGUACUCCACCUGCUGAAGAGUACCCAAGGCGUUCACGGCGUGGUCGACUAGCUGUAACGACGAAACAAGCUCAACUUGUUCAUGAGUGUUCUGAAAGUCUUGUCUCUAGUCUCUCACAAGUGGUGAAUGUUUCCACACCGCCUAGUACGAAUCCAUUUACUGUGAGUGAAGAAAAAUCCCUCAUGUAG
Molecule: messenger RNA, 906 nt
Organism: Angiostrongylus costaricensis
Lineage: Eukaryota; Metazoa; Nematoda; Chromadorea; Rhabditida; Metastrongylidae
Source: the annotation of a GenBank genome assembly